Messenger RNA from Saccostrea cuccullata (small rock oyster), 674 nucleotides. RefSeq lists its product as uncharacterized. Lineage: Eukaryota; Metazoa; Mollusca; Bivalvia; Ostreida; Ostreidae. The record is from RefSeq and is a predicted model, not a curated record. The transcript has 6 exons. Bases 3 to 674 code for a protein of 223 amino acids.
CUAUGUCUUUGAAGUCACAGAAGACUGUUUUAGUCACGGUGGUAGAGCAUUGUCCUGCCAAUCAUGAUGAAUGGAAAAUCGCAUCUGAUAGAAAAAAAUGUCAGGAAAUAUCUGACAUAAUAUUUGAUGAAGAAAGUCCUGUGUACCAUUGUGUUCCAAGUUAUAAUACAAAGAAAUUUUAUGAAUUGUGUGCCGGAGUCCGACAUAUCGCUUUUGGUUACUGUGUAGAGUAUAAUAUCUUUUCCAAGAAGGUGCAGGAGAAAAAUGAAAAAAGAUGUUUAAACUUUACAGAUCAUCCAUGUCCAAUGUACUAUCCGUCCAACGAAAUAUAUAAAUACAGGGGGUGUUAUGAAUUUGGGAAAAUAAUACAAGCAGAUAAUGAUCAUAAAAUGACCACCCGAAAGGAUCGGAUAAAAGACACAAUACAAGAAACUACAUGGGAAUAUGAAGAAAAAAGGCUAGUGGGAAAUGAGGUCAAGGUGACAAUUUUUGUGGCAACGGUCUUAACUAUGGUUUUUGUUUUAGCAUUGGCUAUCAUUUUACUAAGAAAGAAAUGCGCAAAAAGAGGUAGCGUAAAUGAAUCCAUUGACGAAGAAAGCAGUCUUUUGAAGACAAAAGUCAUUAAUGGAUACAAGUAUGUAAAUGUACCUCUACGAAGUGUAAAUGACAGCUAG